Messenger RNA from Xylona heveae TC161, 550 nucleotides. RefSeq lists its product as hypothetical. NCBI's taxonomy places the organism in Eukaryota, Fungi, Ascomycota, Xylonomycetes, Xylonales, Xylonaceae. The record is from RefSeq and is a predicted model, not a curated record. The transcript has 3 exons. The coding region runs from base 56 to 550 and encodes 164 amino acids.
AGCGGCUUCUUCCCGGAAUUCUUUGGGCUACAGAGCAGUCUGAAGAGACUUCAAUAUGGCUUGGGUUACUCAACUGAGGGCCGACCACGAAGUCGCGAGACUCAAUUGGGAAUGGCAAUGUGCCGUUGCCUUUCGGGAGCACCUACCGAUCGAUAUCACUGAUGAAAAACUCUAUGCAGUCAAAGAAAAGCAUUGGCAACGAAGAUUCCCGAUAGCCCCAAACUUCUACUUGGAAGUGAAGGGCCCGGGUGGUGCCAACUCAGUAGCUCUGAACCAAGCUGUGUAUAAUGGGGCUCUGGGAGCAAGAGCUAUUCACAGUGUUCACCAGCACGGCCGAGACGAGAUAGUGUGGGAUCGAAACGCCUACACUAUCAGCUAUACGUUCAACAAGCGCGCAUCGUGGUAUCGCAACGCCAGGGACUGGGCGGAGGAAAUGCGAAAAAAGGCCAUCGAGGCAGCAAACCAACGGCUACCGACUUGCAGUCCGGUGUGUAUUCCUUUCGCCGACAAGGUUCAUGGGGUAGGACUUCAAAAGGCUUUACUGGAGUGA